GCAACAUCUGCUGAACUGUGAGAACUGACAAGAAACAGAGAAAUGCUGUUUAGAUCAGAGGUCAAACAGCCUUUAGUUUCCGGAGCGUGAAACUCACACAGUCACUUCAGAGAGGAGACAUGGCAGGGAAAGACGUUCAGCUGGACCAAGAAACAAUCUCCUGUUCCAUCUGUCUGGAUCUACUGAAGGAUCCGGUGACCAUUCCCUGUGGACACAGUUACUGCAUGAACUGUAUUAAAACCCACUGGGAUGGAGAGGAUCAGAGGGGAACACACAGCUGUCCCCAGUGCAGGAAAACCUUCAAUCCGAGACCCGUCCUGAUGAAAAACACCAUGUUGGCCUUUUUGGUGGAGGAGCUGAAGAAAACCGGACUCAAAUCUGCUCCGGACGAUCUCUGCUACGCCGGACCUGAAGACGUUGGCUGUGACGUCUGCACUGGGAGGAAGGUGAAAGCUGUCCAGUCCUGUCUGGUCUGUCUGGCCUCUUAUUGUGAGAAACAUCUCCAACCUCACUACCACGCUCCACCCUUAAAGAAACACAAGCUGGUGGAUCCAGUUUCGGGAGAAUAUCUGCUCCAGGAGAACAUCUGCUCUCUCCACGAUGAGGUGAUGAAGUUCUUCUGUAGUACUGAUCAGAAGAGGAUCUGUUAUCUGUGUUCGAUGCACGAACAUAGAGGUCACGUGACGGCUCCGGUCUUAGCAGAGAGAUCCGAGAAGGAGAAGGAGCUGGAGGUGAGUCGACGACAAAUCCAGCAGAGAAUCCAGGACCGAGAGAAAGACGUGGAGCUGCUUCAGCAGGAGGUGGAGGACAUCAACGUCUCUGCUGAUAAAGCAGUGGAGGACAGUGAGAAGAGCUUCAACGAGGUGGUCAGUCUUCUCCAGAAAAGAAGCUCCGAUGUGAAGCAGCAGGUCAGAUCCCAGCAGGAACACGAAGUGAGUCGAGUCAAAGAUCUUCAGGAGAAACUGCAGCAGGAGAUCACUGACCUGAAGAGGAUUGACGCUGAGUUGGGGCUCACGAACACGGAGAACCACCACCAGUUCCUCCACAACGACCCCUCGCCGUCGUCCACCAGCAUCCAGACUCGUCCUCUCAGGUACUUUGAGGACGUGACAGCAGCUGUGUCAGAGACCAAAAAGAGAAUACUGGACCUUCUGAGAGAGACGUGGACAAAGAUCUCACUGUCAGUGGCUGAAGUGGAUGUUUUAUUGCCGGGACCAGAACCAAAGACCAGAGCCGGAUUCUUGAAUCAUUCACGAGACAUCACUCUGGACCCAAACACAACUAACACUCAUCUAUUACUAUCUAACGGGAACAGAAAAGUGACGGUAAUGAGAGAAAAACAGUCUCACCCCAGCCACCCGGACAGAUUCACGUCUUGGUGGCAGGUCCUGAGUCUGCAGAGUCUGACCGAACGCUGUUACUUCGAGAUGGAGUGGAAAGGUGACGGAAUUUGCAUAGCGGUCGCGUACAAGGACAUCAGCAGGGCGGGAAACUCGGACGACUGCAGAUUCGGAUCCAACGACAAGUCCUGGGCAUUGCGUUGCGAUCGAAACAAGUACUCGUUCUGGUACAACAAUGUGGACACUCCCGUCUCGGGACCUCCGUCCUCCAGAUUUGGAGUUUACGUGGACCACAGAGCGGGUGUUUUAUCUUUCUACAGCGUCUCUAAAACCCUGACUCUUCUCCACAGAGUCCAGACCUCGUUCACUCAGCCGCUCUGCGUCGGAGUCCGACUCACGUACUAUGGAGUCACUGCAAAGUUCAUUAAGCUGAAAUAGACUGAAGUUAUUUCAGGUACGGCUAUGUUUUAUUUCCCAGGUUAUUUAAUGUAUAUCAUUGUUGCUGGGAACUCACUUUUAUGACUAAAAUACUGAAUACUGCAUGAUCAAUAAAGAUGAUAAAAGAUGA
Messenger RNA from Cololabis saira (Pacific saury), 1908 nucleotides. RefSeq names its product tripartite motif-containing protein 16-like. Gene Ontology annotation, molecular function: protein binding; zinc ion binding. Bases 120 to 1778 code for a protein of 552 amino acids. The record is from RefSeq and is a predicted model, not a curated record. The transcript has a single exon. Lineage: Eukaryota; Metazoa; Chordata; Actinopteri; Beloniformes; Belonidae.